GCAUGGGUGGUCAGGGCCAGGGACAGAGGGGUGGGGAUCUACAGUGGGCCUGGGACCAGGAGGCAGGUCUGUGUGGAGGAGUGAGGUCCUAGGUGGGUCUAGGGCCUGCGGGGGACGGGCCUGAAGUCUGGCACCGCCCUUUCAGCGCGGGUCUUGGUUUGGUUCCCCUCCGCCUAGCGUCAUGGGCAGCCUCUUCGGGCGCGCGGCGCUGCGGGGGUUACGCUGCGACCGGCGGGCCCCAGCCCUGAGCCUGCUGGUGCGCACCUGCUGGGGAGGGCCCUCUUGGACCAGAGAGCGGACCUUGGUGGCAGUGAAGCCAGAUGGAGUGCAGCGGCGGCUGGUUGGGGAUGUAAUCCAGCGAUUUGAGAGGCGAGGCUUCAAGCUGGUGGGGAUGAAGAUGCUGCAGGCACCAGAGAGAAUUCUUGCUGAGCACUACCAGGACCUGAGGAGAAAGCCUUUCUACCCAGCUCUCAUCAGCUACAUGAGCUCUGGGCCUGUAGUGGCCAUGGUCUGGGAAGGGUACAAUGUGGUUCGUGCCUCGAGGGCCAUGAUAGGACAUACUGACUCAGCAGAAGCUGCCCCCGGGACUAUCCGGGGAGACUUUAGCAUCCACAUCAGCAGGAACAUCAUUCACGCCAGUGACUCCAUUGAGGGGGCCCAGAGAGAGAUCCAGCUGUGGUUCCAGAGCAGUGAGUUGGUGAACUGGGCAGACGGGGACCAGCAAAGCAACAUCUACCCAGCUUGAGGGCUCAGGCUGCCCUUGGCCACCCCACUGCCCAACCGGAACCAACUACCUCGGUCAACAUGAAAUCAAGCCCAUGCCCUUAUCUGUCUCUCCCAAAUCACUUUCCUGUUCACCUGCUGCACCCCAGCCUGGAGGACUUUGAGCCACCUAUUUUAUGUGCCUUUCUGUUCAUAACCAGCAUAAGACUGGACCAAGUCCUUUCUGUACCAAAGUGCAAGACAACCUUUGGGGUGUCUUCAAAAUUGGACAGUGUAACCUUUUCUCUCCUAAAGGGGAGAUAUUAAAAUUCACUAUGCUGAA
This is a messenger RNA of Otolemur garnettii (small-eared galago), 1045 nucleotides long. RefSeq names its product NME/NM23 nucleoside diphosphate kinase 4 (gene NME4). NCBI's taxonomy places the organism in Eukaryota, Metazoa, Chordata, Mammalia, Primates, Galagidae. The record is from RefSeq and is a predicted model, not a curated record. The coding region runs from base 182 to 745 and encodes 187 amino acids. Gene Ontology annotation, biological process: CTP biosynthetic process; UTP biosynthetic process; GTP biosynthetic process. The transcript has 5 exons. Gene Ontology annotation, molecular function: nucleoside diphosphate kinase activity.